CUCCACCUGCUGCUCCGUCACAGAGCCUCCUCCUGCUGCUCCGUCACAGAGCCUUCUCCCGCGCAAACCGAGCGCUCUCCGGACUUUACCGAGCGCUGCUCGUCCAGCGGAGAAACCCGAACCGCCCGUAGGCUCGUUUCCGUGAAGCGGAGCGCCGGCCGUGCGGGGCCAGAGGACACGCAGCGCCCCGCAAUGAGUCUGUGGCCCAACGGCUCCUCCGAGGACCUCCAUGCGGGCUCCGACCGCAGCUCCGACCGCAACAACGGCUCCCAGCUGCGCGGACAGCCCCGCCACGGCGAUGACCCCGCCCCGCUGGACCUCCGCCGGGCGGUGCCGGUGGGCAUGCUGCUCGCCUCCUUCAUCGCCUUCGCCAUCGCGGGGAACAUCCUGGUCAUCCUGUCGGUGGUCUGCAACCGACACCUGCGCAGCCCGACCAACUACGUCAUCAUCAACCUGGCCAUCGCUGACCUGCUGCUGGCCUCCACCGUGCUGCCGGUGUCCGCCACGCUGGAGGUCCUGGACCACUGGGUGUUCGGGCGGGUGUUCUGUGACAUCUGGGCGGCGGUGGACGUGCUGUGCUGCACGGCGUCCAUCAUGUCUCUGUGCGUGAUCUCCAUCGACCGCUACAUCGGCGUCCGCUGCCCGCUGCAGUACCCGACCAUCGUCACGGAGACCAGGGCGCUGCUCGCCAUGCUGGGGGUCUGGAUCCUCGCCAUCGUCAUCUCCAUCGGCCCGCUGCUGGGCUGGAAGCAGCCGCCGUCCCAGGACGACACGGUGUGUCUCAUCACGGAGGAACCGUUCUACGCUCUGUUCUCCUCGCUGGGUUCCUUCUACAUCCCGCUGGCCGUCAUCCUCUUCAUGUACUGUCGCGUCUACGUCGUGGCCAAACGCACCACCAGGAACCUGGAGGCCGGCGUGAUGAGGGAGCGUCUGCAGGACUCCAACGAGUUCACCCUGAGGAUCCACCGCGGGAACCAGGAGCCAGGCCCCGCUCCCAUGGCCGGAGGGGGCGGGGCCUCGGCACGCAGCGCGCUCACCUUCAAGCUGCUGAAGUUCUCCAGAGAGAAGAAGGCCGCCAAGACGCUGGGCGUGGUGGUGGGCAUGUUCAUCCUCUGCUGGCUGCCCUUCUUCCUGGUUCUGCCCAUCGGCUCCUUCAACAGCAGUCUUCGUCCACCUGAAACUUUCUUCAAAGUAAUCUUCUGGCUCGGAUAUUUCAACAGCUGUCUGAACCCCAUCAUCUACCCCUGUUACAGCCGGGAGUUCAAACAGGCAUUCAUCCGGAUCCUCCGCUGUCGCCUGAAGAGGAAGCGUCAGACGUAUUAUAACCAUCGCUGCCAUCAGAGCUCCAACUCCUCGUCCUUCAUGAACGGCAGCCAGCAGACGUUGUCCUCCAUCAGUCCCAGUCCGCACUGCGUCGCCUCCAGGCUCCGCCCCCUACCAUGGGCCACCUCCUCCUCCUCCUCCUCCAACCGAGGCCUCCUCCCUGGGCUGACGGGACAGAAGCGGCCAAGUCCUGUGUCGCCGCUCGCCGAGGACACCGGGACGGGUGAACGAGCAGAACAGUAACUGACACGCCAUGCUGCUGACAGGAAAUGGUUUAAGAAACACACACAGGUGUCACUGCUGACAUCACGAGACGCUCUGUCACUCACCGGAGGGGUCACUCAGGUGUGAUGACGUCACAGGUGUUUCGGACUCUUCCUCAAUGACUCACCUGUGAAACAUGGAGGAACACAUCACCUGACCUCAAACCACCUGAUGCUUUUACCUCUGAUCACAACAUCAACCAAAACUCAAUCAUC
This is a messenger RNA of Anoplopoma fimbria (sablefish), 1802 nucleotides long. RefSeq names its product alpha-1A adrenergic receptor-like. Gene Ontology annotation, biological process: positive regulation of cytosolic calcium ion concentration; adenylate cyclase-activating adrenergic receptor signaling pathway; cell-cell signaling. The transcript has 5 exons. Gene Ontology annotation, molecular function: alpha1-adrenergic receptor activity. The coding region runs from base 193 to 1566 and encodes 457 amino acids. Lineage: Eukaryota; Metazoa; Chordata; Actinopteri; Perciformes; Anoplopomatidae. The record is from RefSeq and is a predicted model, not a curated record. Gene Ontology annotation, cellular component: membrane.